This is a messenger RNA of Ornithorhynchus anatinus (platypus), 377 nucleotides long. RefSeq names its product ninjurin 2 (gene NINJ2). The record is from RefSeq and is a predicted model, not a curated record. NCBI's taxonomy places the organism in Eukaryota, Metazoa, Chordata, Mammalia, Monotremata, Ornithorhynchidae. Gene Ontology annotation, cellular component: membrane. The transcript is spliced from 2 exons. The coding region runs from base 52 to 372 and encodes 106 amino acids. Gene Ontology annotation, biological process: tissue regeneration; cell adhesion.
GCGCCCAUCAACCUGAACCACUACGCCACCAAGAAGAGCGUGGCAGAGAGUAUGCUGGACGUGGCGCUCUUCAUGGCCAACGCCACGCAGCUGAAGGCCGUGCUGGACCAGGGGCCCGCCUCCCAGCACUACACCGUCCUCGUCUCCCUCAUCGGCGUCUCCCUUCUCCUCCAGCUGGCCAUGGGCGUCCUCUUCAUCAUCCUCGCCCGCACGAACCUGAAUGAGGUGUCCAAGCAGCAGAGGUUGAACCACCUGAACAAUGUGGCCACUGCCCUGGUCUUCAUCACGGCGGUCAUCAACAUCUUCAUCACAGCCUUUGGGGUGCAGAAGACGACGCUCCCCCCUGCCCGGCCCACCCACGGAGCCUUUUGAGCCCA